Lolium perenne is the source of this 783-nucleotide messenger RNA. Lineage: Eukaryota; Viridiplantae; Streptophyta; Magnoliopsida; Poales; Poaceae. The record is from RefSeq and is a predicted model, not a curated record.
AUGAGUGAGAUAUCAGAAGUCCAUGGCACGGGUCUGCGCGCCGGCGGGGGGAGGAGAAAGUCGAGGGCCGACGCCGGGACUGAGUUCCGCGGUGUGUCUAGCCGACCGGGCGGCAAGUUCGGGGCGAAGAUCACCGAUUCCACGGGGAAACGUCAGACAUGGCUCGGCACCUUCGGCACCGCCGAGGCCGCGGCCAGAGCAUACGACGACGCUGCCGUCAAGAUGCAUGGCGCGGCGGCCAGAACCAACUUCAGGCAGCCCGCGGCUGUUGACGACGGCUGCGUACCCUCGCUCCCGACCGAGCCGUCCGGCCACGACGGCCGAACCAAGUUCCGCGGCGUAUGCCGGCAAUCUACCGGCAAGUUCGGGGCGAGGAUCAGCAAGGGAAGAGCUGAGACGUGGCUCGGCACUUUCGACACCGCAGACGAGGCCGCCAGAGCGUACGACGCCGCGGCCGUCAGGAUGUUCGGCGCGGGGGCAAUUACCAAUUUCGAGCAGCCCGCCGCCAUUGACGACGAUGGCGUGUCAUCGCUCGUACCCGAGCCGUCUGGCCAGUGCUUGCACCGUCACCCUAGGGGCGGCCAGUACAUUCCGCAGGUAUGCGACUGGAAGGGGAAAGCUGCGCUGUCGCUGGUCGACCUGCCGGCGGCGGAGUGGCAGCAGGUGGACGACUUGCUGAAAGACGUGGAGUCCAGACAUGCUCAGGACAGGGACAUGCUGAUUGAAGCUGCUGCAAUUCUUCGGCACAUUUCGCUAGCUGGCCAUGGAGAUGGCGGGAAAUGA